GGAGGAGGACGCACGGAGGGAGGGGAGCUCUGAGGAUAAAUGCGCUCUUUCAUUUUACACUGAGAGAAAUCCGUUACCAAAGAGCACGUAUUUACAUCGAGAGAGACUCGGUAGAGGCGGCCGUUUUGUUGAUAAUUAAAGAAAAUUAUCGGCGACGAUCAUGGGCAGUGAUUUUUUGGGAAAACUGCGCUGACCUCAAACUUUGGCGCUGAUGAGCGGACUUUUGAGUCGUGAUCUUCAAAGACGCGCUCCAGAGUCCCGAGGGAUCACGCGCGGCGCUGACGGACUGUUUGGGAAGGUGUUGGACAUUAGUAAUGGUUUAAUCACUGAGGCCUCUUGUUGGAUGGUGCACAGGUGCAGGAUUUGACGGCCAAAACAUGGGUCACUGAGGUGCCACUUGGGUUUUUCUCGGCUUCUUACACCUCAAUUCAUGUCCUGUGCUGAAGGUGCGCAAAAAAGCUGAACAUUAGAGAAGAAUGCCCGCCACGAAAAGGUAUUUUUAUCUCUAUUUAACUACCCGGGACUUUUGUAAACGAACCGUCUUGGUGAGAACCCCCACACACGCACAGCAGGCAUGCCACUGCAGCACCGUUUGACCGGAUUUUACGCAUCUCCAGGGGGAAGAAAGAGCUGAAAGAGCGCAUGUGUGCUUGUGUGUUGUGUGUUUUGGAUGCCAGUGUACUGCAUUUCCACAAGUUCAGGGGAGACCACUUUGUAAACAGACCAAAAAAGUUAAAAAAAAAAGAAAGAAAAAAAAGAGAGAGACUCUGCUUUCAUUGGAUUUUGUAAAUGGAGCUGCGUAAAUACCUGUUGUGCCUGGAGUUCAUCCUCCUUCUGAAAGAGUUGUGUCAGUGUUUCAACAUUGAUGUAACGCAUCCUCGUAUCUUUACUGGACCAGAAGACGCUCUGUUUGGCUUCUCUGUUUUACAGCAUGAAUCACAAGGGGAGAAAUUAAUGCUGGUUGGCGCUCCUUGGGACGGGCCACCCAACAACAGGAAAGGGGAUGUGUACAAAUGCAUUGUGGGAGAAGAGAAGAACUCAAACUGCAGCAAAGUAAAUCUAGGUGAGACUGCUCUCCAGAAUGUUUCUAAAAACCUGAGGAACUCUCACUUGGGAAUGACCCUCACUCCAGACUCACCUGAUGGAUUCCUGGCAUGUGCCCCUCUGUGGUCUCAGGAGUGCGGUACGUCUAUGUUCAGCACUGGCAUCUGCGCAUCAGUCAGCGAUGACCUAGAACCACGAGAGACCAUCGCUCCAACAGCGCAAAGGUGCUCCACAUACAUGGACAUUGUGAUCGUGCUGGAUGGUUCCAACAGUAUCUACCCCUGGUAUGAGGUCCAAAACUUCCUCAGCAAUAUCCUCAGCAAGUUCCACAUCAGCUCAGACCAGAUGCAGGUGGGUAUACUACAGUAUGGAGAGAUAGCAGUCCAUGAGUGGUCACUGAAAGACUACCAGACCACACAGGAAGUGGUGGAAGCUGCCAAAAACAUCAGCCGGCAGGAGGGACGAGAGACGCGCACUGCAUAUGCCAUCCACAUGGCCUGCACAGAGGCAUUCAGCACUGAGCGAGGAGCCAGAGAGGGUGCCACCAAGGUGAUGAUCGUUGUGACAGAUGGAGAAUCACAUGAUGGGGAGGAGCUAGCAGACGCACUGGAUGAAUGCGACAACAGAAAUAUCACCAGAUACGCCAUCGCUGUUCUAGGACAUUACAUUCGCCGGCAGCAGGACCCUGAGACGUUUAUUAGUGAGAUCAAGUAUAUCGCCAGUGACCCUGAUGACAAAUACUUUUUCAAUGUGACCGAUGAAGCUGCGCUCAAUGACAUCGUGGAUGCCCUGGGAGACCGCAUCUUCACUCUGGAAGGUACACUGGGCUACAACGAGAGCUCUUUCCACAUGGAGAUGUCUCAGAUCGGCUUCUCCACACACACACUGGAUGAUGGUAUUCUGUUUGGGAUGGUCGGCGCCUACGACUGGGAUGGCGGCGUGCUGAAAGAGGGUGCCAAUGGACGUAUCAUGCCGCCGAGGGAGGCGUUCGAGAGCGAGUUUCCUCUAGAGCUCAAAAAUCAUGCUGCUUAUCUAGGUUACACAGUGUCUUCUGUGAUAGUUGGAGACUGGAGGAGGCUUUAUGUAGCAGGAGCUCCUCGAUUCAAGCACAAAGGCAAAGUCAUCCUGUUUGAACUGAGUAAUGAGGGUGAUGUCAACAUAGUCCAGGCCCUCAACGGAGAGCAGAUUGGAUCGUAUUAUGGCAGUGAGGUGUGUGGUCUGGAUAUUGACCAGGAUGGAAUCACUGAUGUCCUCCUGGUUGCUGCUCCCAUGUUCCUUGGAUACGGAAAUAAAGAGGCUGGUAGAGUCUAUAUCUACAGCCUGAGUGGGGAGGAGGUGUUUGUGUCGAAUGGCACUCUGAAGGCAGAGGAAAAAUCCCAGGACGCCAGGUUUGGUUAUGCUUUAGCAUCUGCUCCAGACCUGAACCAGGAUGGCUUCACUGACCUGUUGGUGGGUGCGCCGCUGGAGGAUGACCACAGGGGGGCUAUCUAUGUCUACCAUGGAGAUGGUAUUCACAUCAUCCACAACUACAAACAGCGAAUUCCAGGGUCAUCAAUUUCACCUUCCCUGCAGUAUUUUGGCCGCAGUGUGAGUGCUCGGUUGGACUUGGAUGGAGAUCAGCUCAUAGACUUGGCAGUGGGGGCACAGGGCAGCGCUGUAGUGCUCAGCUCUCGAAGCAUCGUCCAGAUCAACGUGAGUCUUUCCUUCCAGCCCCAUUCCAUUAACGUCAUCCAGAAGACCUGCCAGAGGGGAGGCAGGGAAUCGGCCUGUCUCAAUGCCACCGCCUGCUUCACAGCCAUCUCUCGCUCCCCUGGACUACACAGCAACAACUUUGAGUUGUGGAUUUCAGCCAUGUUGGAUGACAGGAAGUCGUCGGCUCGGGCCCUGUUUGAUGACAGCUCUCACAGACAGACGCAGCUGGCGGUCCGGGUUCAGACACAAAAGACCCUCUGCUACAACCUGCCCUUCCAUGUCUAUGACACAGCGGACUACAUCCGUCCAAUUAGCUUUUCACUGAGGUUUAAGAUUAACGACACAGAGAGUGGUCCAGUCUUGGAUGAAGGCUGGCCAACUACGCUCAAGAAAUAUAUCCCAUUCUUUAAAGACUGUGGGGAGGAUGACGUAUGUACAACGGACCUGGUGCUUAAUGCUCAUAUGGACAUCUCUGGGACAAGACAGAAGCCUUAUGUGAUCCGUAGCCCCCGUAGGCGUCUGGCGGUGGAGGUGCAGCUUCACAACAGACUGGAAAACGCCUACAACACCAGCCUGACGCUGCACUACUCACGCAACCUGCACUUCUCCAGCCUCAGCAUCAGGGAGGACGCCCACUUUAAGAUUGAGUGUACAGCACUUAGUGCCAACAGCCACUCUUGUAAUGUGAGCUAUCCAGUAUUUCGCUCCCAGUCAAAGGUCAACUUUAUGCUGGAGUUUGAGUUCAGCUGCACAUCUCUGCACAGUCGAGUCCAGAUGAAGCUCAAUGCUGCCAGUGACAGUGUGGAGAGAGAGGAAACUUUGGGGGACAACAGUGUUCAGCUGCAGAGUUUUGUGCAAUAUGAACCAGACCUGUUUGUCAGUAGUGACUCUAAUUUGAACCGUUAUGAGGUCCAUCCUACUCGAUCUGUGUCAGAGGGAAUCGGACCAGAGUUCUACACACACCUCAGGCUGCAGAAUCUGGGCUGUUAUUCUGUGAGUAACGUGGAGCUGAGGCUGCUCCUGCCCUCAGUGGCUGCAGGAGACACAGUCUUCAUGACCGUCACUGAUGUCUCCUCAUACAAUGCCACAGGGGUGAACUGCAGCGUGCUCAGUGACCUGACCCAGCUGAAGGGCAGACAGAAGGACGUACGACCGCUCCAUCCCGAAGACAUGAUGCAGAAUGACGUUCUGAACUGCAGCAGAUCAUGGUGUACAGAAGUUGUGUGUGAAGUCCAGCAGCUUCUGAAAGGGCAGGCAGCUGUCAUACGGGUCAGCCGCAGAGUCCAUGAUGACUUUUUCCGAAAUGCAAAAUACAAGUCAGCAAAAAUAAUAGGUGCCUACCAGGUCACAGCUCAGGAAACGAACCUCAUCACUUUGGGCACAGGAACAGUCUGGAGGGAGACAGUCCUGGAGGUUCUGAAAGGCAGAGCUAUUCCCAUUUCACUCUGGAUUCUGAUUGGUAGCAUCAUUGGAGGUUUAUUGCUACUGGCUCUUAUCAUUUUUAUAUUAUGGAAGCUGGGGUUCUUCGCACGGAAACACAGAGGAGAGGAUGAGAACCAUGAGGAGUGAACCUGACUUGAACAGACAGCAGUCACCAGACAUGCUGACCACCAGAUGAGUCAAGUCCACGUCCAGGCACACCGAAAGUCCUGGGAUGGGACUUGAGGCCAGGUCCUCCAGGACCAAAGACAGCAUCACGAGGGUCCAACAGAA
Sphaeramia orbicularis (orbiculate cardinalfish) is the source of this 4449-nucleotide messenger RNA. RefSeq names its product integrin, alpha 10 (gene itga10). Gene Ontology annotation, molecular function: integrin binding. Gene Ontology annotation, biological process: cell-cell adhesion; integrin-mediated signaling pathway; cell-matrix adhesion. The transcript has 30 exons. Bases 790 to 4305 code for a protein of 1171 amino acids. Lineage: Eukaryota; Metazoa; Chordata; Actinopteri; Kurtiformes; Apogonidae. Gene Ontology annotation, cellular component: external side of plasma membrane; integrin complex. The record is from RefSeq and is a predicted model, not a curated record.